Tachysurus fulvidraco (yellow catfish) is the source of this 4016-nucleotide messenger RNA. Its product is annotated as HHIP-like protein 1. Lineage: Eukaryota; Metazoa; Chordata; Actinopteri; Siluriformes; Bagridae. Bases 248 to 3019 code for a protein of 923 amino acids. The record is from RefSeq and is a predicted model, not a curated record. Gene Ontology annotation, cellular component: membrane. The transcript is spliced from 9 exons.
UGUGUGUGUACAUGUGGCUGGAGCUCAGACUGUUGAAUGAGACGGCCUUGUGUGACUUCAAGCUGUUCAUUCUCUCUCUCCACCAGAGCACAUGUUCAAUGAAAGUGUGUGUGUGCAUGUGUGAGAGCGCUGACAGCCGUCCAAGUUAACCCACGAAUAAUUCAGCAGCUAGAGCAGCGUACACACAAAAGAAAAUUCCAUAUAAUUCAUACCUUUGUUGGCUGGAGCUUCUGCUUUCAUUUUCUUCAUGGCCAUGAGUAUGUUAAGACUCUGGAGAGUUGGACUUCUCCACAUUCUGCUUUGGUUCCUAUUGAGCUUCCUGCAUACAGAUGCCCACCCGCAGUGUCUGGACUACAAGCCUCCUUUUCAACCUCACGAGCCGCUGCUCUUCUGCAAGGAGUAUGCCAAGUUUGGCUGCUGUGAUUUGGAGCAAGACAAACAGAUUUCAUACAGAUUUGACCAAAUUAUGGAUUACUUUGAUCACUCUGGGUUCAUGGCCUGUGGGAAGUUCAUCCGCAACAUCCUCUGCCAGGAAUGUUCUCCUUAUGCAGCUCAUCUGUACGAUGCUGAGGAUGCGAAUACUCCCAUGCGUGAACUCCCUGGCCUUUGCCGUGACUACUGUUCUGAUUUCUGGCAACACUGCCGUUACACACUUAGUCUGCUGACAGACAACAACAUCACUACCAUCAUUGAGGAGGAUCGUGAUAAAUUCUGUGACUUUUUGGAGCUGAAGGAUCCAGAGUAUUGCUAUCCCAACGUUCUUGCCAGCGACGAGUUAAACGCUAACCUGGGAAGCGUUCAGUCCGAUCCCAAGGGCUGCAUUCAGCUGUGCCUACAGGAAGUAGCAAAUGGCCUGCGUAAUCCAGUGGCAAUGGUGCAUGCAAAUGAUGGCACACAUCGCUUCUUCAUAGCUGAGCAGCUGGGCUACGUAUGGACUUACCUGCCAAAUGGCUCAAGGAUUGACAGGCCCUUCUUAAACCUCACCAAGGCUGUGUUGACCUCACCGUGGUCUGGGGAUGAACGUGGAUUUCUCUGUAUCGCCCUGCACCCCAGGUUCAGCUUGGUUAAGAAGGCAUAUGUCUAUUAUUCCGUGUCUGUGAACAAGCAGGAGAGGAUAAGGAUCAGCGAGUUCCUUCUGUCAAACACGGAUAUGAACAUGCUGGAUCACUCCUCUGAGAGGACCCUUUUGGAAGUUGUUGAACCGGCAUCAAACCACAAUGGAGGCCAGCUUCUGUUUGGUUUGGAUGGCUUUCUUUAUAUCUUCAUAGGAGAUGGAGGCAAAGCAGGAGACCCCUUUGGCAAAUUUGGGAAUUCCCAAAACAAAUCCACACUACUAGGCAAAGCUCUACGAAUUGAUGUGGACAACAAUGAUGAUGGUGCCCCAUACAGCAUCCCCUCUGAUAACCCUUUCCUUGGGGAGAAAGACACAAAGCCAGAGAUCUAUGCCUUUGGAGUAAGGAACAUGUGGCGCUGCUCCAUUGACAGAGGAGACCCGAUCACAGGCCAUGGACAGGGUCGCAUGUUCUGUGGAGAUGUUGGCCAGAACAAGUAUGAGGAAGUGGAUAUGAUUGAAAAAGGGGGCAACUACGGAUGGAGAGCAAAGGAAGGGUUCUCCUGUUAUGACAAGAAACUCUGUUUGAACUCUUCAUUGGAUGACAUCCUGCCAAUUUUUGCUUAUCCACAUAAACUUGGGAAGUCAGUGACUGGUGGCUACAUCUACAGGGGCUGUGAGAUGCCAAAUCUUAAUGGUCUUUACAUCUUUGGGGAUUUCAUGAGCGGACGACUCAUGUCUCUUAAGGAGAACACAAAUACUGGAGAAUGGGAAUACACAGAAAUAUGCAUGGGCAGGGACAAGACAUGCCGCUUUCCAAAACUGAUCAACAGCUACUACAAGUACAUCAUUUCCUUUGGUGAAGAUGAGGCAGGUGAGCUGUACUUCCUAGCCACAGGAACACCGAGUGCAGCUUCCAGAGGGGGAGUUGUGUACAAGAUAGUGGAUCCAUCCAGGAGAGCACCUCCAGGCAAGUGCAGCAUCAAACCCAGUCCUGUUCAGAUAAAGGGAAAACUGCUUCACUUUCAUCCUAAAGAGGAGUUUGUGAUCAACAAAAAACCUACAACCACUGCUUCCCCUAAGACAAAAGCAACUACUAUACCUAGCACAACUAUGGCUCAGGCCACAACAAGAAAACCUACCACUGCAUCUCCAAGGAUCUUUACCCAAAAGCCAAAAAUCAGUACACCAACUCUGAAACCAAGAACACCUACUAAAAAACAACUGACUCCUGCUCCAAAGCCAACUUUCACACCAGUAAGGACAAAUCCUAGUGUUUUCAGGAGAAAUCAGUCACCAAUGGGGACUGUGCAUCCACUCCAUAGCCAGAGCACGACAAUAAGACCACAGUACAUCACCACUUUGAAAGUGAAAUCAGAAACGACACCUCGAAGGACUCCUCCACCAACCACAUUACGUCCAUACACCAAGCAACCACACACUUCCAGCAACACUCAUCCAUACUGGACUGCCUCUAUAACCACCACCAACACUAGGCCUGCUCCUUCAGACUCCAUGAAGACAUCCCAACCUACAGACAGGCCUCACAAAAGUGGCAGAGGGAAAGGUCGAAAACACGGGCAGAGAAGAGGUAAAGGGGCUCGCAGAAGGCAUCGCAGAAAGCUAGUGAGGCUUGUCGGUCCUGAUCCGAACCUGUCAGAUCGUGGACGAGUGGAGAUCUUUGUGAGGGGUGAGUGGAGUACAGUAUGUGAUGACCUGUUUGACAAAAAGGCAGCAACAGUGGUGUGCAAGCAGCUGGGCUUUGCUAGAGCACUGAGGCUGGCGAAACCUAGCGAAAUGGGACGUAUUGCCACUAACCUCCGAAUCCUGCUGGAUGAUGUAGAGUGCGAGGGAACAGAGAAGACACUGCUGCAAUGCAAACACGCUUUGGUCGGCCAGCACAACUGCUCACAUGCUGAGGAUGUAGGGGUGGUGUGUGGCUCAGAAGAGGAGCAUGCUGUCAAGUGAUGACCAUUUCCCAGUCUACUCUUAAAUGACUAAAAACCUUGGUCUUGCUCUUGAUUUGCUUGUUUGUAAAAUGGUGAUGAAAUCCCUCAGCACCAUCAGUCUUAGUCUAAUUUGUAAUACUUGCAGAUCAUUACUUUUUAAAUUAAUAUUUACAGAUAGUGCUAAUGUUAAAUAAGUAUAAUACUGUUGUUAAGUCAAAGAGAGGUGUUGAUCAUCUCAGACUAAGACAAGGCUAUGUAAUAGGCUAGGAUAGGUAAUGUGCUGUCCUUUUUAAGGCUCUUAACCCUCAAUUGCUCAGUUGUAUUAAAUGAGAAAAAAAUGUAAGUUGCUCUAGAUUAGGGCAUCUGCCAAAUGCCAUAAAUGUAAAUGUAAAUGUAGUAAGAGUCAUGCAAAUUAUUUAGAAAAGAAUGCAAGAAGGGAAACGCUUCUUAGCCCUUUAUUUAAAAAAUGUUAAUCACACACACACACACACACACACACACACACACACACACACACACACACACGCACACUCUCUCUCACACACACACACACACACACACACACACUCAGAUCCCAGUCAUGCUCCAAAAACUACUAGUAAGUUUUCUAGAAGCGUGAAGGGACUAAAUCUGGAAUGAGAUACACAGCAAGCACAUACAGUAAGUGACAGCUGUGCACAGCCUUCUAGGCCAUAUAGAAUUGCAAGUACUAUGUAUAACGCUGCCAUCUUCUGUUCCUGACUACACUACCCUACCCACACAGGCAAGACGAGCUGCAUGUCAAAUAACUUGCUUUUUAACUCCACCAUACCUAGUUUGUAUGCUUAUGUUCAACCAUUCUUAAUUGUAAUGCUUUUGGUCAGUAAUGAGUUGGCCAAUGUUUACUAUCUAUUAUAUUUGGAUGUUUAGAUUAAAAAAUCUGGUUUUAUAUCAACUGAAUAAUAUGAGACUAAAAUGCUGGACAUUCAUUGUUAUUUUGAAGGAAAAAGAAUAUAUAAAUAAAGAAAAUAACUUAA